Molecule: messenger RNA, 2167 nt
Organism: Linum trigynum
Lineage: Eukaryota; Viridiplantae; Streptophyta; Magnoliopsida; Malpighiales; Linaceae
Source: the annotation of a GenBank genome assembly
AGUUCAGAGAUGUACCUCGUGGUCGCUCGUUCUAGGAAGUGGGAGAUCCCAUUUUCAAGUUCGUUGUGGUGUUACUGGAGACAAUGUUUGGCUGCUAACGACGAAGCCUCGUUGGCACGUGAUAAAUGCAAGUGGUCUCCAAAUUUGAUCUCUCUCCGCCAUCACAAAAUGUGGUGUGUACUUUACAUAUUCUUACAUCAUUAAAAAAAAUCUAUGAUGUGUGUAUCUAGGUCACAAGCCCAUUUUAAUUCCCCUCCAGCAGAAGCCCAAAUCUCAAUAGGCCCAAACCAGAAAAGUCAUUUAUAUUUACUUCUACGCGGAAACUUGAGCCUGCAGGUGGGUCCAUAGCACUGACCCUUCCUGGUCAAUCUGACGUGGGCCGUUGCCCUUAUCCAAACACAAGAUAAACAUGGCCUGCCUGACUCAGCAAAUAUGUUCCCCCAAUGUUUGUUUAUCUGCCAGCGUCGAAACCCCGCAUCCCACUUUCUUCACCAAUUCCCCGAUAUUCAGCUUAUCACCCACCGAACCUCAGUUAUCAAACUCUCCCGCCGCCGUCCAUGGCUUCUUUUCUCCGAUUCCUCCUCUUCCUUUCCAUCUCCCUCCGUCUCUCUCUUCCGAUCUCAUCCUUCACUCCCUUACAAGACCCAAUCGUUCUUCCCGUCUCCAGAGAUUCCGCCACUCUCCAGUACACCACCGUCAUCCGCAGCGCCGAUUCGCUCCAACCCAUCAAGCUCGCCGUCGAUCUCGGUGGCCCGGCACUCUGGCUCGACUGCGACCACCACUCUUCAUCACUUCUCCGGCGGAAUUUUGUUCCGAGCCGCUCGAUCCACUGUUCGGCGGCGAACUCCGACGGCCUUCUUCGCCGGACCACUCCCGGAGCUUGCGUUGUUGGAGCCCAGAACGGCGUCGUCGGGUCGAGAGCCGCGGGUCAGCUCGCUGAAGGCGCUUUCGCCGUCGGAUCUACUGACGGGUCGGGGUCAACGGCGAGGGUUGACCGGUUCCUGUUCUCUUGCGGGUCGGGUUUUCUGCUGAGCGGCCUGGCGAGCGGCGCUGUGGGGAUGAUGGGGCUAGGAAGGACGAGAAUCUCCCCGCCGGCGCAGUUCGCCUCUGCGUUUGACUUCCGCCGGCGAUUCGCCGUCUGUCUUUCGUCCGAAGGAUUCUUGGCUUUCGGCGACUCGCCGAGCGAGUCCAUCCUCGGGCCUGAAAUUUCGAAGUCCCUGCUCUACACUCCCCUCGUAAUCUCCUCCGUGGCCGACGCCGGUAGCAAAUCUCCAGCGGGACACGAAUACUUCAUCAAUUUGAAGUCAAUUAGAGUCAACGGCGAGAGGGUUUAUCUGGGGAAGGACAGAAUUGGGUUAGCGAAACUGAGCACAACCGUGCCGUACACUCUAAUGGAGACCUCCGUAUACAGAGCACUCACAGAAGCUUACCUGAAGGCCGCGGCGGCGAACAACAUGACGAGAACGAAACCCAUCUCGCCAUUUGCUCACUGCUUCAGAUCCACAAAUCAAUCCGUCCCAGUAAUAGAUAUAGCGCUGCAGAGUGAGAUGGUGAAGUGGAGGAUACAGGGGAGGAAUUCAAUGGUUUCCGUGAAGGGGAACGGCGAAGAAGGAGAGGUAGUAUGCUUGGGAUUCCUCGACGGCGGCUCAAAUUUGGAAGCUUCGGUUGUUAUCGGUGGGCUUCAGCUGGAAGAUAGGGCUCUUGAAUUUGAUUUGGAUUCGUCUAGGCUAGGGUUUAGUUCGUCUCUGUCUAUGGAGAAACAGAGUACUCCCUGUUCCAGUUUUGUUCCUCGACUCACUUCUAGCUGACUCAUCUUGAUGUUUCCUUUUGUAUAUGUUUUGACUGUAACAAUCUUUGUUAAAUGAUACUUUACCCUGAUCUAAUCUCUUCAUAUUAAAGAAAGAAAAGCUACCUAAAAUCUUCGCCAAUGUUUUUGAAGCAGAGCCCCUUGGUUGGAACAGGGGAUGGCUUCCUCCAAAUCCCCUGUUUUUAGCCUUCCAAACCUCGUCCUUGCAGCUUUUCUGUGUGUAUCCUCUUUCUGCAGAAACUCCAUUGUAUUAGACUCUUCUUAUGCGACAAGCCAUAGCUAGAAUUUCUUCCACUGAUUCAUUGUCUUCAACCUCGACCAACAUAACCACAGGGAUAAGACUAAAACUUCGGUUUGGAG